AUUCCCUCCGCGUGUGGCAAACCCCUCGCUCAAAGCAAUCUCAAUCGCACACAAACUUUGCCAGACAGCCUGGCGACUCCCUUGCGCACGCGUUCCAGACGGCCCUUUCCUUGACACCAGUUCCUGCCCGUUCAAACUUUGUUCCCACCAACGCCCCCGCCGAGUCCAAACGACCUGCUUGCAAGCUUGGAUCGAGCUUCUGGAAUCGCUUCGCCCGAGGCCUUAUCGUUGUCCGCAUUAAGCUAACCAGACCCCCACCCGGUUUUCUAGGCUUUUGGCUUUCCGCGCAAUUCGUACCCCUCGAUUCCCUUUUCGUCCCGUCUUUUUACCUUCCGGUCAGCCCUCGGGCUUUCCUCUGUCAUUGUCACGUUGCCGGCCUUUUCAUCCUCCCUUUUCCCCUCCCCCAACUGCGCCGUCUCUCUUUGUUCAACCCCCACCCUUGUUCUCGCGUGAUAGAUAGAUCAUGUCCAACCAGGCCAACAACCACUAUCAGGAGCCCAUUAACGGGCUCAAGCCGUUAUCAAACGCGGAGGGUUUCUCCUUGCCCGCCACCGCCAGCGACUUGUCGCGCCGCGCCGAACGCGCCGAGUACUCAUAUGCUGAAGGUCAUCCGGUGGGAGAUGCCGAGAUUGAAGACGACGACGACGACGAUGAGGAGGAGGAGGUGGAAGAAGAAUACGUCGCUGUGGACCAUGAUGAUAUCAACGAAUAUCCUUACUGGUUCCGCCGUCCACCCGUCCACCAUCGCACCAAGUUGGAUGAACUGCACCCCUUCGUGCAGGUUCUGACCGAGUCGAAUGUCGAAGACUGUGUUACGGUUGAGCAGGCAUUUCCUGAGCAGGAGCGCUGUUCACGCGAAAAGUUUCGCUAUCGCCUGAGUAGAUGCCCGGAACUGUGUCUCGGUCUGUUCACGCUCCCAAUUCUGCGCGACGGCGAGCCGAAGCCUCGCCCGACAUUGGUGGGACAUGUCAUCGCCACGAGAACCUCAAGCCCGGUCGUGACGGAUAAGUCUAUGGAGCUGCCGGCACAGUGGCAGACGGAACGCAUGACCGUUGAGGAUGGAGAGACCGUGGGCCACGAUGAGUACGGAAGCACAAUUGCCAUCCACUCUCUCGCCGUGCUGCCGGAACAUCAGGGCAAGCAAGUUGGCAGCACUUUGAUGAAGGCAUAUAUCCAGAGGAUCAAGGAUGCGCAAAUUGCCGACCGCAUCUCCAUCAUUGCGCAUGGCCCCUUGGUGCCCUUCUACGAGUCUUUUGGUUUCGAGAACCGCGGGCCUAGCAAGUGCCAGUUUGGUGGUGGCGGCUGGGUAGACUUGGUCUUUGAAUUCGCCAAAGAGUAAGGGCUUGGGAAUUGUCUCGCGACGAUUCUGCAUCUCUGCGGCGUGGUGCUGUUGUUUCUUCCCCCUUACGUUGUCCUUUGUUCUUUAUCGAUUCUCUUGGUCUUUUUUCACACUACCCCUUUUUUAUGUGAUGCAUGCUAUGGAUUACACAGGAUUCGGUCUUACUGGUGGGUUCAUGAUAAAAAGCAACGGCGUUCUGUCGGGACGGAUGAUGAUGACGAUGCUAUGAUGGCCGGAUUGAAGCACCACGGACGGCUGGGUUGGUCAGGGCCGGCAUAUUUGUGUAUCAUAGUCCCCGGUAGUCAGUGUAAAUGAAUAUGGCAUAGACAUGG
Messenger RNA from Aspergillus ibericus CBS 121593, 1671 nucleotides. Its product is annotated as polyamine acetyltransferase. Lineage: Eukaryota; Fungi; Ascomycota; Eurotiomycetes; Eurotiales; Aspergillaceae. The record is from RefSeq and is a predicted model, not a curated record. The transcript is spliced from 3 exons. Gene Ontology annotation, cellular component: cytoplasm. Gene Ontology annotation, molecular function: aralkylamine N-acetyltransferase activity. Bases 464 to 1339 code for a protein of 291 amino acids.